This is a messenger RNA of Bombina bombina (fire-bellied toad), 1587 nucleotides long. RefSeq names its product ring finger protein 185 (gene RNF185). Gene Ontology annotation, biological process: ubiquitin-dependent protein catabolic process. The coding region runs from base 148 to 720 and encodes 190 amino acids. Gene Ontology annotation, cellular component: endoplasmic reticulum. Lineage: Eukaryota; Metazoa; Chordata; Amphibia; Anura; Bombinatoridae. Gene Ontology annotation, molecular function: metal ion binding; ubiquitin-like protein conjugating enzyme binding; ubiquitin protein ligase activity. The transcript has 7 exons. The record is from RefSeq and is a predicted model, not a curated record.
GCUGACUAGAGCAGGAAGCGGGUAAGGUGAGAGGGAUUGGAUUCGGGGGUUUGGGGAGUGAGAUAAUCAAGUCUAGAGACACGGUUUCGAAGGAAUGCCUGGCUAUAACUGUAAAGGACUUGAGUGUCGAUAUAUCUUGUGGUAACAAUGGCAAGUGCGGCUCCAACAUCUUCUACAUCUACAGAGAACUCAAGCACCGGAGGAACAAGUGGAAGCAGCAAUGGGGAAGGCAGCAACCAGGACAGCACAUUUGAGUGCAAUAUUUGUUUGGAUACAGCCAAGGAUGCAGUAAUCAGCCUCUGUGGUCACCUCUUCUGCUGGCCAUGUUUACACCAGUGGUUAGAAACAAGGCCAAAUCGUCAGGUGUGUCCAGUUUGCAAAGCAGGGAUAAGUCGGGAGAAAGUCAUUCCCCUAUAUGGGAGGGGAAGCACUGGUCAGGAAGAUCCCAGAGAGAAAACACCUCCACGGCCCCAGGGACAGAGACCAGAACCAGAAAACCGAGGGGGUUUUCAAGGCUUUGGCUUUGGAGAUGGGGGCUUUCAGAUGUCUUUUGGUAUCGGAGCAUUUCCUUUUGGAAUCUUUGCAACAGCAUUUAAUAUCAACGAUGGUCGCCCUCCACCAGCUGUUCCAGGUACCCCUCCAUAUGUGGAUGAGCAGUUCCUGUCUCGACUCUUUCUUUUCGUUGCCUUGGUUAUUAUGUUUUGGCUGCUGAUUGCGUGACUUGGCCUCCCAGUGGGUGACACAAAGGACUGGAUAUCGUUCAGAUUGUAAUCUUUGCCCUACGUCCUCAUCUCAUCCUGUCUCUGCCCCCUACGCCCUUUCUCUUAAAUGCUUUUUUUUUUACACACACAUAAAGGUGUGUUAAAAGCUAAGAGGUUGUCCCCUAUGGGAGUGUGAAAUACUAGCCAGAAGUAUUAAUGCCAAGCAUAAGUAUAAACGCAGGAUAGGGGGCAGCCAUGAGUACUAAAUGAGCAGAGCAGCAGUACAGUACACUGAUGGGAAACUAAUAUAUUGUGCACUGUAAGAGUUAAAUUUGAGGGGAGCUACAUCAAUUAGAAUAUAUGGGUAGGCAAUGGGAAAACUGAAAGACGAAGCACCAGAGACCACAGAAAGGGAGGGGGGUGCGGAGAUAAAGACUAGAAAGACAAAAUAACUUGUGGGAAGAACAAAGCAGAAUACAGGGUACAACACAGUGGGGGUGGUGCUUGUCUGUAUCUCAUUGUGUUAUGUGGAGGAGGCCUUGUAAGCAUUGGAAUGGAAAAAUACAGGAACAUGGGGCUGUGUAAUCUACAAGAUUCAGCUGAAAAAUGGAUAUCUGCAUAUAAAUACAUAUUGAAGAUUUUGUAAUUAUUACUACCUGGAGCUUCAGUCCAGUAUACACUACAAACAGUGACUUUCCAGACUCUUAAGCCCGAGUGUUUGUUUACUUGGGAGUGGUGUAUCCAGUGCAUCAUGGGUAUAACCCGUGUAUUACUGUGGGUAAAGGGCUGGAUUGGAAUGGAGGGGUAGCAGAAAAAUGAUUCCUCUAUUUUAUGAGAUUUUAUUAAUUAUAUUGAGAUAAUUAAAUAUUACUUUUAAUAAGUCUAA